Messenger RNA from Alligator mississippiensis (American alligator), 936 nucleotides. Its product is annotated as olfactory receptor 11G2-like. The transcript has a single exon. The record is from RefSeq and is a predicted model, not a curated record. Gene Ontology annotation, cellular component: membrane. Gene Ontology annotation, molecular function: G protein-coupled receptor activity; olfactory receptor activity. The coding region runs from base 1 to 936 and encodes 311 amino acids. Lineage: Eukaryota; Metazoa; Chordata; Crocodylia; Alligatoridae. Gene Ontology annotation, biological process: G protein-coupled receptor signaling pathway.
AUGAUUUUAAACAACGCCACCAGCCCUGUGACUGAAUUCAUCCUGUUGGGCUUUUCAUUCCUGGACCAGACAAGUCGCCGUUUCCUCUGUGCCCUCCUCUCUUCAGCCUAUGUUCUGACACUGGCAGGCAACCUUUGCAUCAUGUGGGCUAUUCUACAGGACCCUCGCCUCCACCGUUUGCCCAUGUAUGUCCUCCUGGGGAAUUUCUCUUUCCUGGAGAUCUGCUACAUCACAACUACAGUGCCACAGAUGCUAGUGGAUCUGGCGACUCCUCAGGGGGAUGUCAUCUCCUUUCAAGCCUGUUUUCUCCAGUCCUACUUCUUCUUCUCCAUGGGAACCACUGAAUGCUUCUUCCUUUCAGCCAUGGCCUUGGAUAGGUACCUUGCUAUUUGUCACCCCCUGCGCUACCCCAGUCUCAUGUCCCAGCGGUCCUGCUUACUCCUGGUGGUCUCUUGCUGGGUUUGUGGCUUCCUCUGGUUCAUCAUCCCCAUUGUCCUCAUCUCUCAACUCCCCUUCCAUCACCUCAAUGUCUUGGAUCAUUUUCUUUGUGAUCCAGUCCCACUGGUGGCUGUCUCCUGUGCCCCUGCUCCCUACACUGAACAUGCCCGCUAUAGCCUAAGUUCCCUCCUCCUUUUUUCCACCUUUCUAUUUAUUCUGGCCUCCUAUGCAAUGGUUCUUAAGGCAGUGAUGAGGCUGCCUCGAGGGGCUGGGAGACGCAAGGCCUUUUCCACCUGUACCUCGCACCUUGCUGUGGUGGGUCUCUUUUAUGGCUCCGUCAUGGUCGCUUAUGCCAAUCCAGCAGCCUCGGGGAGCAGUGGGAAGAUGGUUACACUCUUUUAUGCAGUGGUGACACCACUGUUCAACCCAUUGAUCUACAGUUUGAGAAACAAAGAGGUGAAGGAAGCUUUGAGGAGGACACUGUUGGGGGAGCGAUAG